Staurois parvus is the source of this 813-nucleotide messenger RNA. Lineage: Eukaryota; Metazoa; Chordata; Amphibia; Anura; Ranidae. The record is from the annotation of a GenBank genome assembly.
CGUCAUCACCUUGCGGCCACAACACAGAGAGGCGCAGACUGGGCGACUGAAAUGAAUCCAUUAACAAAAGUGAAGCUGAUUAAUGAACUGAAUGAUCGGGAGGCUCGGCUCGGUGUGAAGGAUUCCGUGUCAUGGCAUCAAGACUACAGAGACAGCGCCUGGAUAUUCAUGGGAGGGCUGCCUUAUGAGUUGACUGAAGGGGACAUUAUUUGUGUCUUUUCACAAUAUGGUGAAGUGGUGAAUAUUAACUUGGUGCGUGACAAGCAGUCUGGGCGCUCUCGCGGAUUCUGCUUUCUGUGUUAUGAGGAUCAGAGAAGUACAGUGCUGGCUGUAGAUAAUCUGAACGGUAUCAAGAUGAGAGGACGCACCAUUCGUGUUGACCAUGUGUCCAAUUACCGCCCCCCUAAAGAUGCCGAAGAUAUUGAUGAAGUGACCAAAACACUCCGAGAAAAAGGCUGCGGUAUUGAAACUCCCUCUUUAUCUUCAGAAGAAGAGCCAGAGGAACCACAAAAGAUUAAGAAACAUAAAAAGAAAAAACGAAAAAAGGACGUCCGCGACCGUUCCAGCGAAAGAAUCGCAGAGACGAUUAAGCAGGAGCGCAUGGACCCGGGGUACGAAAAAUACAACACCAACCCAACCUCAUCCAGGCAAGACCGGGAUCAAAGGAGGGCUCCGGAAAAAGAGAGCGCUUCGGGGAGCACGGCCAAACCAGCAGCCUACGAAAAUAUAAAUCCGAAGAAAAGCGGCACGCGGCGGAGAGCAAACGUCGGGAUUAUGAGGAGAGACGCUCAAAGGAACCCAAGAGGAAAAGAU